Messenger RNA from Cloeon dipterum, 1577 nucleotides. RefSeq names its product UDP-GalNAc:beta-1,3-N-acetylgalactosaminyltransferase 2-like. The record is from RefSeq and is a predicted model, not a curated record. The transcript has 5 exons. Lineage: Eukaryota; Metazoa; Arthropoda; Insecta; Ephemeroptera; Baetidae. The coding region runs from base 145 to 1542 and encodes 465 amino acids. Gene Ontology annotation, molecular function: hexosyltransferase activity. Gene Ontology annotation, cellular component: membrane.
UUAUGAUCUGGUCGCCACCAUCACCAUGGCCUGUAUCAACAAAACAGCGGAAACAGUCCAGGACUAAUUUUAUUUGGCUUAAAAUUCAGCCCCUCUAAUGAUUACGUAAAAACUCUUGAUGUUUGCCUAAACAUUUGGGAGUCUAUGGAGAUGCAACCGCUAGUUUCAUACUUUGUCUGCUUACUGUCAAUCCUUUUCAUAAGAUUUAUAAUUUUUCGGCCAGACAAUGAAUCUUCAGACCUUGAAGACCACAACCACCUGUUCCUCAUUGGGAUCAUGUCCAGGAGGGAAAACCUGAAAAUGAGGGACAGCAUUAGAAACACCUGGGUCCGCAGCCUGAACAGUUCUCUUGGGAAACACAAAUUUCUCAUCGGCAAGGAUUUCUGUCCCAUACCUCCUGUUGACAGGACUUCAGAGUAUUCUUGUGAAGAGUGGACUCCAAAAAUAGCCAAAAGCCUCUCUAGAAAAGACACUUCCUAUGAGAUUGAAUCUAGCAAAAUCAUUUUUAACUCCAGUCAAACCAUGGUCAAAGAUCUCAACUUUCAAGUUCACUACGAAAUAGUCAUCAAAAGACUGUGUCUCCUCUCUGAGAUAAUUAAAUCUCACGCCAGGCUGAGCUUAAUCAACCUAAUGACCAAUGAGAGAGUUUUCACAGCCACAUUCUCUUCUGAAAAUGUGAACGAGAAAAAAGAGCUAUCAACUUGCAAGCAAGUGGAACCGUUUGUGUUCCCCAAAGGAUUUGAGGGGAAAAUCUUGCUGACCACAGACAACAGUGUGAAUUUGGAGAGCAGCUGCAAUGUGAUCUUGACUGACGACUCUCACUUUGUUACAUACAGAAGUACCAGGAAAAUGCUUCGAAAAGAAUUUUGUGCCCCUUUCUCAAUGUCAUAUUUUGUUAAAGACAUGGAGGGACUAGAGAAAUUUCUGUCACAGAAGCAGCAGAGGUACUUUGACUGGAUGACUGAACAAAAACUUCUGACUUCUCAACUGAUUUUGGAAUCUGAGAGACAUGAUGAUGUCAUUCUUCUAAACAUUGUAGAUGUGUACAGAAAUCUUCCUAAGAAGCUCAUUUACUUUUUUAAAUGGGCGGACAGAAAUGCAGAGUAUGAGUUCCUUUUGAAGACAGAUGAUGAUACUUUUGUGGACACAAAGAGAGUGACACAAGAACUGCUGAAGCUGCAAGACACGAAAAACCUGAUAUGGAGUUCAUUUCGUGAAUUUUGGCCUGUGCAGUCGUCUGGAAAGUGGAGGGAGGAUAAUUACAACUCCCUCACCUAUCCUCCUUUUCCUUGCGGAUCUGGAUAUGUGUUAAGUGCAGAUAUUGUCAGCUACCUAGUUGACAACAGUGAAGAACUUUUCAAAUUUCAAGGAGAGGACACCUCAGUUGGUAUUUGGCUGGCUCCGCUCUCACCAUUUUACAAGAACGACUGUUGGAAGUGUAGUGACUGUUAUAAUUUUGCUUGUAAUCAGCCACAAUUGACAGAAAAAGAAAUGUAUGAUGCGUGGGUUGUGUAUGAAAAAGAGGGGGCCAUUCUGUGUUAAAUAAUAAUAUGAUUAAAUUGACUUACUGAAUUUUA